Molecule: messenger RNA, 2811 nt
Organism: Leptinotarsa decemlineata (Colorado potato beetle)
Lineage: Eukaryota; Metazoa; Arthropoda; Insecta; Coleoptera; Chrysomelidae
Gene: Cngl
Product: Cyclic nucleotide-gated ion channel-like
Biological process (GO): transmembrane transport; monoatomic ion transport
Cellular component (GO): membrane
Molecular function (GO): intracellularly cyclic nucleotide-activated monoatomic cation channel activity; protein-containing complex binding
Source: RefSeq, a predicted model, not a curated record
AACCAAAUCAAAUCAAAGAUGGAUGAAACUCCGGACCACUGUACAGAUAUCUUCAGCAAUAUCAGCAAAGAAACCACCCCUCAAGAGAGAAGACUCUUUUUUACAACGCUUUUCUACGAGACAAAUACCAGAAACUCAGGAAACUGUUGAGGAUACUGGCAGUGAAGGAGGUACUACAGGUGAUAAUCAUGCGGCACCACGCAGAAGAAGAAGAUACCGGAAACAACCGAAAUCCGUCGUUAACCCCGAUUCGAACUUUUAUUUCUAUUGGUUACUAGUUUUAACUGUGUGUGUUUUGUACAAUUUAUGGACGUUGAUAGUGCGAGAAAGUUUUCCUGAACUUCAGGCUAUGAUUUCAACUUUUUGGCUAACCUGUGAUUCCAUGAGUGAUUUGGUAUUUCUUCUUGACUUGGCUGUACAGCUUCGGACCGGCUAUUUGGAGCAGGGACUGAUGGUGUACGAUUCGAAAAAAUUGGCCUGUCACUAUUUACGCUCUCGUGCCUUUCUGCUGGACUUGGCGGCCCUUUGUCCACUUGAUCUCCUACAGUUUAGAUUAGGAUGGCAUCCGAUGCUCAGGUGUCCAAGAUUUUUAAAGGUAUAUCGUGCUGUUAAUUAUUAUUAUAUGGUAGAAUCCCGAACCGUUUGGCCGAAUUUAUGGAGGGUGAUAAAUCUAAUCCACAUUCUUUUGAUACUUGCUCAUUGGUUUGGAUGCUUCUAUUUUUUACUAUCGGAAGCGGAAGGUUUUCGGGGCGAUUGGGUUUAUCCUUAUCGACCAGGAGACUACGCUACACUGACACGAAAAUAUUUAGGAUCAUUAUACUGGUCAACGCUCACUUUGACGACCAUUGGUGAUCUGCCAACUCCCGAAACUAAUGCCGAGAAAACAAAUUCGGUGGACGGCCCUCGGUCGCUGCCGCGCAGAGGGGUCAAGUCGCGCCUUCUCCAGUUCAACACUAAUCACGGGUACGUUUCUGACAAAAUCCUCUCCACCCCCCUCAGUCGUCACUCUGGCAGCGGCAGGAUCGAGGGUCAAGUUGGUAAUGUGAUAACUAAUCGAAAUGCCAAUAGAUUGGAGUUCGAACGUCUUCUAGAUGGAGCUAAGACGUAUAUGAGACAUCACAAGGUACCAGGAGGUAUGAAGAGGAGAGUACUAAGAUGGUAUGACUACUCUUGGUCCAGGGGAAGAAUUCAGGGUGGAGGGGAUAUAAAUACUGCUCUUGGUUUACUACCAGAUAAACUAAAAACAGAGCUUGCCUUACAUGUCAAUUUGAGUGUUCUGAAAAAAGUAACUAUAUUCCAAGAAUGCCAACCAGAGUUUUUGAGGGAUUUGGUUCUGAAAAUGAAAGCUUACAUCUUCACACCUGGCGAUUCGAUAUGCAGGAAAGGUGAGGUAGCAAGAGAGAUGUUCAUUAUUGCUGAUGGUAUCCUGGAAGUUCUCAGUGAGCAUGGGAAAGUUUUGACUACAAUGAAAGCUGGUGAUUUUUUUGGAGAAAUUGGCAUUCUGAAUCUGGAUGGUCUGAACAAGCGGACAGCAGACGUACGUUCUGUUGGAUACUCGGAAUUAUUUUCUUUGUCUCGGGAAGACGUUUUGAAUGCCAUGAAGGACUAUCCAGAAGCUCAAGAAAUCCUUCAAGCCUUGGGUCGGAAAAGGCUGAUGGAAGUUAAAGCCUCCGCUCGACAUCCGCCACAUAAAGAGCAUCACCAUCAUCAUCACCACACCGUUGAUGGAAAGGGUUUGGUUGAUAAAAUCAAAAGUGAAGCAAAGGGUUUGAGAAAUGUGUUGAAGAAAUCGAGGACACACCGCAGGUCUCAAGAAUCUUUGGAACUCAAACCUCUACAUACAUCAAGCAAUAACAAUAAUAAAGCUACAUUGAAAAGAAUGUCCAGAGUGAAAUCCCAUGAUCUGAGCCAAGAUGAAGCUGAUAAAAAAGAGACUUGCCCCUCAGAACCUUUCAUGUCCCCCAUCGGAGCCGGUCUUCCAUUGUUACAAAGAUUGAAGUUGCUCAAAGAAAAACAAGAUAAUGAAGAGAGACUCAAGGACACAUCUCCUCCAAUUUUAUCACCGACGUCUUCCACAAUUCGAUCGCCUCCGCCAAUUACCGAGGAGUCCACAGAAGAAAUGAUCGGUGCAGGUUUACCUCUUCUUCAGCGUAUCCUCAUGCUGAAGGCGAAAGAGGAGAAAGCUGCAAAAGCAGCGAGAACGGGGGUAGGAGGGACAAAGAGUGUGACAGGGCAGUUGUUUAGUGGGAUCAGCCUGAGCAAAGGGCAACCACAAACUCCAACGCCUCAAAUGAACACAUUAGCUCCAAGAUUAUCAUCAUCAGGGCCUUCAAAGAGUCCUCUUUUACUAGUAGCUAAAUCAGCUGCCCCAGCAAAAUUGUUGAAUAAUAAAAUAUCUUUCAGGUCGAUAGACGACCUGUCACCGGAGUACGGUCCAUUACCCUUCGUCAAGAAGCUGAAAAUCCUAAACGAACGGCAGAAACUUGAAGAACUGGAAUUGGUGAUGAAAACCAGGAGCUUUUCUCUGGAUAUUCCAGAAAACCAGAGUGUUGACAGCGAGACUUUGACCAGAUCCCAUUCGGAGGGAUCUACCAUGCAUCAAGAUAGGAACUUUCUUUCAACGCCUUUGAUAUCGAGUCCAUUGCACUCAUCCAACGAAUCUAAUGAAACUUUGGAGAGGCGGAACUUGAAAUCGAUUCUGAAAAAGUUGUCAGAAGAUACAAAGGAUAAGGAUAUAAAAGAAACGACUGCAACGAUGCCGGAAAAACUCGAUUCUACCGAAUUUAGGAGGUAAGUUAUUGGCGAAACGAC